Ostrinia nubilalis (European corn borer) is the source of this 4557-nucleotide messenger RNA. RefSeq lists its product as uncharacterized. The record is from RefSeq and is a predicted model, not a curated record. The coding region runs from base 235 to 2676 and encodes 813 amino acids. Gene Ontology annotation, biological process: RNA polymerase III preinitiation complex assembly. Lineage: Eukaryota; Metazoa; Arthropoda; Insecta; Lepidoptera; Crambidae. Gene Ontology annotation, cellular component: transcription factor TFIIIB complex. Gene Ontology annotation, molecular function: TFIIIC-class transcription factor complex binding. The transcript is spliced from 9 exons.
AGUUAUUUUAAACCCUUUGCUCGUUCCUCAGGGCUAUUUUGGCAAUAUUGCUGAUUUUAAUCGUAUUUGUUUAUAAUUCCUUAGUAUUUUUGAAAAACUCCAAAACUUAAAGUUAAUUUCGUGUUGUACAUUAUUUUAAUUGUAUGUUAAAAAUAACUAGUAAUCAGUGUACAAAAAUGUGUGAUAAGUAGGUCUUAAGUAUUUUAUAAGUAACACGUUUAUAUAUUUACAAAAAUGUCUACAAGAAGGGCUCGUAUAAAAGCUGUUACGUCGUUGCCGCCGAGACGCAAGAACAAUGCUGACAAUGCUGCUAAAACCAAACCUGCACAGUUGAUAGAUGAUACUCAGAAAGCUGUGAAGAGUCCUAGGACGCCUAGGUCGUUGGCUGCUAAAGAGGGUGGCGAAAAGGUAUUGAGACCCACCCCACCUCUCUUGCCACUGCACAGUACCCCGAACUUGCAAAGUAAAGUAUCGUCGCCUGCAAAACCGAAUUCGGAGACGCCUAAAGUUAUUACAAGAACUCCAAAAACAGCUGAGAAGGUGUCAGUUAUAACAGCUGCUCCAUCCAGCAUCCACAGAUCAAUAUUUGCCUCGCCCCCUCCAAGAACAGACAGCCCGAUCAGAACAGCCUCUCCAAUAGCCGCACUUCUCAGAUCAACGAUAAGAACACCUAAGCCCAAGACACCACAAGUUGAGAAGCCCAAUCUAGAAGUAACAGUCAAAGUUUGUGAGGUAAAUGAGAAUGAAGCUAGAAUUCUGCAUGAGAAAGAUACUGCUGAAGCUGGUAAUAAAAGUGAUGUUCCAGAUGAUUACAGUGUGCCAAGUGUGCCUGAAAGUAUUACAGAGGAGGCUGUUAUGGAUGGCAUUGUUCCACUGCAGCCAGCCCGUAGUGUGCCCAAACCUAUUGAUUUAUUGAAGAAUGAAAUUAUAUCGGAAAACGCAGAAGUGCUGUUUGACCCUAUUGUCCCUCUGCCAUCGCCCAGCAAAGUGAGACCGAAAUUACGUCCUGUGCCAAGACUUGCACCUCUCAGAAGGAAUAGUAUUCAGGGCAGUGCCAGCGAGUCUGAGGAUGAGAGCCGGCGGGCGUUGCUGGGAGGAGCGACCACGCCAGCGCCGGGACGGCAAAGACACGACUCUCACACCUCACAUAGUACACAAACCACAAUGCCGACAGUAAACAGGGAGGUAAACCGGAUAAGGACCGACUCUAUUUGCUCAAGUGCCAGCCAGUUAACACAGCCGGCGCUGACGGCUUCGCCCACGAAGGAGAAACACCACAAAACUCGUCGCCAAGAAAUGAGUCGACGGAUGGCGGCGAUGCGUCGGCGCAGAGAGACUAUCCAGCGGGACACGCUCACUAUGUACGAUCUCAUCUUCUACAAUCCCACCAGUAACCCUAUCGUCCCAGACCAAGACGAGAUCAAAGCGAAAGAGGCUAACAAGAAAGACGAAGCGGAGCGCGCGGCGGCCGAAGCGGACGACGACCCCGACGACCCCGCGCCCGACGCCGCGCCCGUGCCGCAGAUCAAGCUGGGCCCUAAUGGAGAGAUCGUGCUUGACGAGAAGAGCUUGGUGAUAAAACCGACAAACAGCAAGCGCAAAGUGUCCUCUGUGGUCCGAGAAGGGGCUUGGGCCAGUGGCGGCGGAAAAUACAACCGCACCGCUCGCACCGCGGAAUGGAGCGCGGCCGAGACGGUGCGGUUCUACCGGGCUCUAGCGGCCAUUGGCACAGACUUCUCGCUCAUGGCGCCGCUGUUCCCUGGACGGAAUAGGAGGGAUCUCAAGAUAAAGUUUAAAAAAGAAGAAAAGGUGAACGGCGCGCAACUAGACAAAGCUCUCCGUUCGGGCACCACGUGGGACCCGUCGCGGUUACAGGACGAAUUCGCGGCCGAACGUGCCGAGGCCGCCGCGAGCGCCGAGCGCGAACGUGAACAUAUCGCUCGCCAGAGGAAGGCCGAGCGUGAGCGCACCGCCCUCGCCAAGGAGGUCAACUUGCGGCAGAGUAGAGGAGUGAAAGCUUUGGAGAACUCUUGCCGGCCUUCCAUGUUACUGAGAAAACGAAACAGCGAGGCGCUCACCGCUGAUGAUAUCAUCGAGCGAGCGAAAGAGGCGAGGGAAGAGAAAAAGAAACAGAAGAAGUUGGCCGCCGCGGCCAAGUUGCAGGCCAAGCGGGGCAGCACUAGCAAACAACAAACCCCAAAGACGCCGUUCGCAACGAUCACGUUAUUGAACUCGAACGAAACCCCGGAGCCACCUGCGGAGCCGGCCGUAGACAUGGCGACCAUCUCUCGAGUGGUCCCAAACUCCUCAAAAACACCGUCGCCCGGCCCCGUCUUAUUGAACUCCACUGCCGUGCCUUCCAAUAUCGAGUCCGGAUCUCUAGUCGUACUCACGGUCAAUGACCCCAAAUCGCCUUCCAAGAAAAUGUUGCAGACGUACAUAGCUCACGGGGAAGGGAAAUUGACUCCGAUUGCGCUUCCUCCCACAUUCCUCAACUCCGUCGUGGGGUACAUGAAGAAAGGGACGCCCAAAGGCCCACCCGGGUCUCCUCUGACGUCGCCCGUCACGGUAAUCAACCCUGACGACAAAACCGCCACGACCUCUAGUGUCAUACAGCUGAACCCCAGCCCGGUCAAAAGGCAAAGGCAUAGUUCUUACACGAUCACGCAGCUUUAACGUUUUCUUAUUAUAGAUUUUUGUCACGUGAUAGACUUUUCUAUAUUUCGUAUAGGAUUAAGGCUAGAGGCAGUUAUAGCUACUUUUUACUAGUAGUAGUUAGUGAAUACCAUAAAAUCUAUAUUUUUACUCACAAGUACAUAAAAUUAUAAUUAAAGCAAUAUUGCCAAAAUGCGCAGAAAUAUACCUUGUUAAUCGAAAGCAAUAAUAUAUGGUUAUUUCUAUUGGAAGCAUUAUACACAUCUAUACAAUGUGUUUAGUCACAUAUUAAGGGACAAGAGUACUUACUAGGCUGAAAUAUGACGGAAAAAAUCCUCAUAUUUCUUACAAAUUGAACUAAAACGAUUCAAAUUCAGGCCUUGAUAAACCGUGUUUGGUUGAAUUUCAAUAUUUAUACAAACGGCAAGUUUGAUUUGGAAUGUAGGUAUUUGUGGGUGUAAUAUUCAUAAUUUAUAAAGGUGCCUUAGAAAUCUUCAAAUAUGUAAUUUAAGUACACUUGAUGUUAUUAAAAAUAAUUAAACGACUGCCAUUCUGGUAGGUAUACAUUAUGAAUGACACUCAUAUAGUUGGUUGUUACUGUUCUUGGUCCAGAUAUUAAAAUUCAACCAAGCACGAACUGGAAAAUAAUCGAAAUAUAAACCGGAUCUUGAGGUCUAUUCCACUUUGAUCACCUGGAUUUGAUCACACAGGUGAUCAAAGCGGACUCCCAGCGACACUUUAGUGACCUUUGAUCACCCAUGGAUAGUCCACUUUAAUCACCUGGGUGAUCAAAUCUAGGUGGUCCAGGUGAAGUAGACGAUUUGGAGCAUCAAUGCCUCAAUCUUUGAAAUUGUACUUCGAGUCUAAAAUCCAUCUUGAUUGUCUCAUGUGAGACUGAACACAUUUUAUGACCUUACCGCGUGCCUAAAGUGAGAUAUUUAUGAGCAAUUAGGAUAGUGUUGUAGUUAUAGAUUGAUAGUUAAGUUUGUUUAUAAAGAGAACCGACCUCAUAUAUUUGUAUCUCCGUAAAAUGUACAGUAGGGAUGUAACAAUUAGGUAUUUUAAUUCGGGAAUAUUCGCUCGCACAUUGGAAUUUAUAUUCGCAAGGAACGAUGCAAAUUUUUGACGAAUGUAUUUGACAUUUUGUAAAACACCAGAAACCUCGCAGAGCUUCAUAACUUCAUAAGCAAUAAUGUAAUAAAUGUUGGUGCUUAUGAUGUUAGCUAUCUAGUCCUGAUAAGUUACUGGUGUUUUACAAAUAGUCAAAUAACCCUGUAUAUUAUUCGUUCGUAAUCCGUUUGUUACAUCCCUAUUGUAUAGUAAAUGAUGCCUUGAUAAAACUUCCAUAAAUAGAAACGAAAUCGAAAUACGUACUAAUAUUAAUAGCUUAUCGUAAAUAAUGUUGGCGUGCCAAUUUUAAGCUGCAGCAGGCUGAAAUUUCAUAUCUAUAGACAUCGCUAGUUGACGUUAUGUUUUGUGCUAGAUUUAAAUGUUGUAAAUAUUUGUUUUGUAGUGUAAAAUGUAAUUAAAUUUAAUUAUGUUACGCUCAAAUAACGUAAACGUUUAUUUUGAUAAAAAAAAACAGCUCACAACGCGUUGAGGUCAUUGUAUUGUAAAACGUACACAUCGCGAAAUUCGUGUUAUAUCCGCUUAUGAAAAAGGACACAUCGUCAUAAUUAUAGACAGCUACAACACUAAUUUCGCAUAGUUGUUUUACAGUAUUAUCAAAGCGUUGUGAGCAGUUUUCUCGUUCAACGAGCGUUUUCGGUCUUUGAGCGUAAAAUCUACAAUAUUUUAAGCAUGAACAUUGGAUCUGCAUUUCAUCACAGGAACAAAGUUGAAUCAGUUUCCUUAUUUUUACAUAAUGUAUUGUUUGUUAUAUAAAGAUUAUCUUGAAUAUUA